CCAACUGGUGGUGGUGGGACAGUAGAGUUGCUUGCCGAGCCCAAGAAGUUAAGUAGUUUGGGUGAAAUCAUGAUCUCUUGUAUUUUGGUGCUCGGGCUGUUUUCGUGCAUUCUGGGUGGAUAUCAUCACCAAGGAGAGAACUCGCCCCAUGUGAGGAGGCUGCAGAGGGAGUUUGUUGGUGAUGAGGAGCGAAGUAUUUUGGAGAGCACGCAGCUUUUGAAACGCAGCGCAGGUCUGGAUGAGCAGACAUGCACAGCUUUGCCUGGAGUGGAGUCAGCGCUGCUCAACAGCACCAACUCUUUCACAUUCAAGGUGCGCACCAUUGGUUCACUGUCACUGGCCUGGGUAGGAGAUGGAUCAGGGGUGCUGCUGGUUUUGACGACGUUUCACGUGCCCUUGUUCAUGGUGCGUUUCGGCCAAUCCAACCUUUACAGGAGUGAAGACUUUGGGAAGACGUUCAAGGAUGUGACACAUCUGAUCAACCACACUUUCAUCCAGUCUGACUUUGGCAUCGUUAUCAGUCCCGACCACUCAGGAAAGGUGAUCUUGACCAGUGACGUGUCAGAUACCGGGGGAUUCCGACUGUUUCGCUCAAAGGACUUCGGCUUGACCUUCGUUUCAACUGACCUGCCGUUUGCACCCCUCAUUCAUAUUGUGUACAACCCCGGGGACUGCAACACACUCCUGACACUCAGUAUCAUGUCGGACCUGUGGCUGUCAGAGGACUUUGGCGCCACCUGGAGGAAGAUCCAUGACAGUGUGUGUUUGGUCAGAUGGGGUCCAAAUAACAGCAUCUACUUCACAACUAACUACAAUGGAUCAUGCAGUGACAAAGGAAUGCUAGAGUUGAGGAAGACAGUUGACUAUGGUAGAAGUUUCCAAACCAUUGCAACAAGAGUUUACUCCUUUGUGCUGGGAGGAAAAUUUGUUCUUGCUUCCAUCAUGACCGGCACGGGCACAGAGCGCAUGAUCCAUGUCUCAGUUGACGGAGGUGACGUAUGGAACAUGGCUCAGCUACCUACGGUCAACCACAACCAGUUCUACUCCAUCCUGGCAGCCAAUCAGGACAUGAUCUUCAUGCAUGUCGACGACCACGGAGACUCUGGCGUUGGAACCAUCUACGUGUCAGAUGAUAGAGGAACUGUGUUCUCCAAGUCCCUGGAGCGCCAUCUCUACACAACCUCAGGAAGUGACACAGACUUCACUGUUAUUGCGUCCCUCAGGGGCGUCUACAUGACCAGUGUCCUCACAGAAGAUGAUGUAGUGGAGACAGUGAUCACCUAUGAUCAAGGAGCGAAGUGGCAGCCGCUGCGCACACCAGAGAACAGUCACUGUAACACUGACACCUCUAAAAACAGACCUAACAGAUGCAGACUCCAUAUCCAUGCCUCCUACAGCACCGCUAUGAGGAUGAACGUCCCCAUGCUGCCUCUUUCCCAGCCCAAUGCCGUGGGGCUUAUUCUGGCCCAUGGCAGCAUUGGAGAUGCAGAAUCCGCUCUCUACCCUAAUGUGUACAUGUCUGAUGAUGGCGGCUACUCAUGGCAGUUGGCUCUGAAGGGCCCCCAUCAGUACGCCAUCCUGGACUCUGGAGGCCUGCUGGUGGCUGUGGAGCACACCAACUCUGUCAACCAGAUAAAGUUUUCCACAGAUGAAGGGCAGUGCUGGCACACAUUCAACUUUACCAACGACCCACUUCACUUCAGUGGCAUGGACAGCGAGCCUGGCUCUCGCUCCAUGAACAUCAGUCUGUGGGGCUACAGGAACGACUUCAGUAAAUGGGUGGUGAUCACUAUAGACUUCAGGAAGCUCCUUACCAGAAACUGCAGUGAUGGAGAUUAUAUAGAGUGGCUGGCUCACUCUACAGAGACCAGUGAAUCCAAUGACGGCUGUGUGCUGGGCUAUAAAGAGACCUUCUUACGGCUGAGGAAAGAUUCAGUCUGCUGGAAUGGGAGAGACUUUGUAGUCAACAAGAAACGGUCACCCUGUCCAUGCACAGAAGAUGACUAUCACUGUGACUUUGGGUAUUAUCGGCCAGUCAACAGUUCAGAGUGUGUGGAGCAGGAGGAGAUGAAGAACCGUCCUCUGGAGUUCUGUUUAAAUGGUACCACUGAACAGCUGCAGACCAGCGGCUACCGGAAGAUUCCAGGAGACCAUUGUGAGGGAGGUUUUCAGCCAGAGAGAAAGGAGACCAACCUGUGGAGGAUAUGUACCAGCAACGCCCUUCAUCCCAAUUCACUGACUGAAAACAGUUCACCCAACGCUGCUGUCAUAGUGAUGGUUGUCAUAGCGAUCCUCCUGACGAGUGCCUUCGUCGGUGUUUGGCUCGUUAAGAAAUAUGUCUGCGGAGGACGGUUCCUCGUGCACCGAUACUCUGUUAUGAGGGAGCACGUUGAAGCUAACAAAAUAGAAGGAGUAGAUGAUAUUGACACCCACUACAUGGAGACAGGAAAAACACAGUACAAUGAAGAUUCAGAUCAGGUGAUGCUGUGUAAAACGCCAUAUUUUUAAGUCAAAUCUUCUGAUUAUCUAUCAACUGGGUUAUAUUGUUUGUUUCUCCUCAUAGGAUCUCUUAGAUUAAGAUUUCUCUCCACUCAAAGGAUUUUCAAGCCUAAAUAUAAUGCAGUCUUUCACGAUGCCUGGGCAUUCCUGUUGCUCCCACAUGCUGAUUAACAUCUGCUUCUCACUUCUCGCUGUCCCCCGGUGGCUGGAAGGUUCAGCAGCAGCGGGGCAACUUCUUCUAUUGCUUCCUUGUACCUGUUGUGGCUCCCACAAAUAGACCCAGUGAAGAUUUUGGGGACUGGGGGGGUGAACCCACUGCACAACAGAAGAAAGCCUCCAGGGUCCCUGGAGAGCUUUUGUUGUCUCUGUCACAGAAAGUUCUGUAAAGACCGUUGAGUGUGAACACGUGCCCUGUUGUGCUCUGUAUGUUUCUUUUCAUGUUGACCCGAGAAGAGGUGGCCCUGCGCUGCAGAAGCACAAUACAGACGCUACAGUUUGGAUGUAAGGGCUCACAGAACACAGAAAAUAAUCUCUAUUUUAGUCUGCCGCCUAUAAAGUAAUUUUUGUUCCCUGUACAUUUAAAAAUAAAAAGAUACAGUGUUAUUACUUAUAGUGGGCCUUUUAAACAUUUAUAUUUCAUCAGUUCAUCAGUCAAUACUAAUACUUGGCAAUUGCACAAUUUCUGUUUUGAAUUCCUUGUUUUUUGCUGAAAUAUAUAUUUUUUCCCAUUUAACAGUAACUUCUAUAAGUAAUGGUUCCUUUAGUUUCAAACCUUGAACAACUUAAAAUAAAAUUGUAAGCUAUAGCUGUAUUCAGAACAUUAAUAUCAGUGCAAAUGCUUGUUGUUAGAAAUGGAACCUAAUAUUACAAGAAAUUAUCAAGUGGACUCUGAACAAAGGUGUGUGCAAAAAAAUCAACAUAUAAAUAAAGGAAAGACUAGAGCUGCAUGCAAACAAGAACUGCACAGUGUAAAAUGUAACUACCAAGACCACCAAAACAGUGCAAAUGUCUUUUUAGCAACUGGUGAAACUUAUGACAUAAAUGAUAAAAGGGUCUGUCAUUAUCAUGAAGAUACAGUAGUAAACAUCUUUUAUAUAUUUUAUAUAUAUAUGUAUACCGUGCAGCUUAGUACAGCCAAUUUCUUCCACUCUUCCAUAUGUGUGGUGAAAAAGAAUGACUUGAAUUAUUGCCAAAGCACUUUUACUGUUUAGUGUUCUAAUAUUAGAGGUGAGGCUGGAACAACCUAACCCUAGUCUGGCAUUAUAGGAGUAUGAAGGUAAUGUUAACACAAGGCCUUUACUUGAACUUUCUGGUAGUUUUGCUUAACAUGAUGCAACAGUGUGUUGCUGUUCUUGUGUUGUUUUUGUUGUUUGUCUGUUUUGGAUUUGGUUUAUGCUUCCAAUAUCAGACCAGUAUGCAUUUAUCUAAUGAUCUUAAUGCAGGUGCAGGCAUUACUCAUUAAAAUAAUUGCACUGUUUUUAGAGAGCAGUACAAACUGUUCCAUAAUCAAAGUGAUAAUGAUAAUGGUAGAACCCAGAUACAUAGAUUUUGCAAAAUAUUCACGAUAAUAAUAAACCUGUCAGAUUAGGUAACAACAAACAUGUAUUUUACUAAAUUACAUCUGUGUCUCUGAUGAGAUGCUGGUUGGCUACCAUUUCUAUUAUCUGCAAUGUGAAAACUGCAACCUUUGAUACACAUGCAGGGCUUUUGGCUAAUGCUUGUAUUUUCCAGCAGAGGCAAUAAUAUUCCAGUGAAUAAGCUAUUGUAAUAAACUGGCCUAAUGUCAAGGCAUAUACUCAAGGACCGUUGGGUGGACUAUGCUCAAAAUGAAAGCAAAUGCAUAUGCUUGAUGCUUCUUAAUUUACUCACCUGACAGCAAGAAACCUGGCUAUUUACUGGAUUCAAUGAUUUAUUUGUGCACUGUAUCUACAGAUCUGUGAAAAUGUUGCAUUUGUUAAAAUGUCCACAAAUGUCCACAUUUUGUAAAGUAUUAGGACCAGGAGGUGUAUCAUUCUUUCCUUGUGUAACUGUUUUUUUAGGAUAUCAGCAAUGAGUGUCUCUGAACUAAACUGUUCUGUAGCACAGAUGUUUGAUAACAAUGUUUGCAUUUGUUGAAUGAAAAAACACCAUCUCUUUUACACCUGUUCACAUGUGUUUGUGUUUUACAUAGUGGCAAAGCAUGUUGAAAAUACAGUCUACUACAACAUAAGAA
Molecule: messenger RNA, 4711 nt
Organism: Mugil cephalus (flathead mullet)
Lineage: Eukaryota; Metazoa; Chordata; Actinopteri; Mugiliformes; Mugilidae
Product: sortilin-like
Exons: 19
Coding region: 70-2508 (812 amino acids)
Biological process (GO): endocytosis; vesicle organization; Golgi to endosome transport
Cellular component (GO): membrane; Golgi apparatus
Molecular function (GO): protein binding
Source: RefSeq, a predicted model, not a curated record